CUGUGAUCUCGAGAAACACCGGAAGGUUGGGAAGUAGAUAACGUUCUGUGGUUAUCGCUUUUCUUGCUGUUCACUGUAUGCUAAUAAGACUGGAAAUAGAAAUGUAAAACCGGAUAGAAGUAAUAAAACGACAUGUGUUCAGGCAUGCUGCUGCGUGCGAGUGUUGAGUAGCCUUCUGAGCCGUCUCGGUGUGUAUUCUCCUCACCCCCAUGACCGCACCCCCCAUCGGCGGAGCUUGCAUGACGUCCGCGGCGUUCCCCGGGCAACCAUCGCAGGCGGCCCGGGAGGUGAACACGGCGUCGCUGUGUCGCAUUGGCCAGGAGACCGUGCAGGACAUUGUCUUCAGGACCAUGGAGAUCUUCCAGCUGCUGAGGAACAUGCAGCUGCCGAACGGCGUGACGUACCAUCCCAACACGCACCAGGACAGGCUGGGGAAGCUCCAGGAGCACCUGAGGCAGCUGUCCGUCCUCUUCCGCAAGCUCCGCCUCGUCUACGACAAGUGCAACGAGAACUGCGCCGGCCUGGACCCGGUACCCACGGAGCAACUCAUUCCCUACAUCGAGGAGGACAGCUCCAAACAUGACGAGCGUUCGGCCAACCAGAUCCGCUAUGCCACGGAGGAGAGGAGGGAGGUCCUGGAGGUCAAUAAGAAACUCAAACAGAAGAACCAGCAGCUGAAGCAGAUAAUGGACCAGCUACGCAACCUGAUCUGGGAAAUAAACUCCAUGCUCGCAGUGAGGAACUGACAAAGCCAAGACAGACAGACACAGUAGAUAGCCUUCUGCCUCCAUUUCAUUGAAUUGGCUAAAAAAUUACUCUCUCUCCCUCUCCACUUCAGCUGAUGUGUCGUGAGCAUUCUGGCACAAAAUGGCUGCCGUUGCAUCACCCAGGUGGGUGCUGCACAUUGGUGGUGGUUGAGGCGAGUUUCCCCCUCAUCACUGUAGAGUGCAAGAAAAGCACUAUAUAAAUGCAACAAUAUAUAACUAUCCGUCUGCGUGAGGACCUUAGACAUACUCGCGAGUGCAUCUUCUUGCUGGAGGACUAUCUGCUUGCUGGAACAUGACAGGGACCUUUGGACUCUGGAGAAGUGCAUUGGAGGAGUGGUCUCACACAGAACACAUGGCUGUGUAUUGUUUUAUUAUGAUACAUAUACAGUAGCCCUUAUACUUCAAACCCUUCAUAAACAACAAAAAGAUGACAAGGCACAAGGAGCACAAAUACAUAAUCUGUUUUUUUUUCUCCUCAAAAUAAAAAAUGUACAACAGGAAACUUGUGAUUGCAAUAAUAAAACCUUAAAGUAUUUUAGGUGCAAUGCUGGAGUCAUUCAGGAUGAAUAAAGUCUGUCAUCACUCCAGUAAUCCCACUCAAUACUGAUUGCAUGAAACAGCUGUGAAUCAUUUGAUAAUUAAAGGAUGGCAGAAAACUUGUUUUGCACCUUAAUUGCACAUGACCCCAUAUACUGUGGCAGGAUGAAACUGAUUUCUCAGCAAGUUUAAAUAAAUGUCUUAUUUAAUGAAUACGGUAUCCCUAAAUAGAUGCCCAUUGUGUCAUUUAUCUUGCCAAAUUGCCUUUUUGUAAGUUUAUCAAGGGUAUGACCACAUUUGUAAGCCAUUGUAUAUCUUUGCUUCCCACACAUCUAUUUGUUGUGAAGUGCUCUCUCUCUCGAAAUAUUCAAAAUUCUGAAAUUGGGAUCGUCAACCAUCCCAAUACCUUUUUCCCUUUACCAUUUAUUGUGGCAUCAUUUAUGUGUGUCACGUCACGGCUAUGGUGGGUUUUAGCAUGUACAUUGUUCUGUUAUUUUUAUUGGUGGUUUGCUUCUGAAGACAGGCAGAUCUAUUGAAGUAGCUUCUCUGGGCUUUGUGUUGCAUUGUCCUCAGGCCAUAAGAGGCUUUCAUAGGCAGAGGGAGAGAGAACUCUGCCAGUAACCUCCUGCUUAUCUCAGCUCUAUCAAGAAUAUUAAUAAUUCACUUGAAUCAUUGGGUCAUACACGUUAUAUAAUGACCGUUUCAACAAAGAGAUAUGAAGAGGGCAAAGUAGAUGUAAAUAAAGGUUCUGCCAUUUGUAAAGCUAUAGGCAACAACAAAAAAAUCAAUGCUGGAAUGCCCCUCAGCAUUUCUAAAUAAAGUCCACAUCAUUUCUCGGUCUAUAAAUGUAGUUUGUUCUUAUGCAAUUUCCUUGGUGAUGCAGGUAGAACAUUUCAUACAGGAAAUGUGAAAAUGUGUUGGUAUCAGGCAGAAUGAUGAAAUCAUUCCUUUCAGAAGGAAUACAGCCCAUUUGCUUACUUAUUGUAAUAACUUUAUUGUUAUUAAAACAUUUAAUACACGGUCCUAAUCUUUGGCGUAUUGGCAAUAGAACUAUGAGGAUAUUGAUAUUCUGUAGCUUGACACCUCGGUAUUUGAUGCUCACUAUGAAAGAUGAGCAGUUAUCUAUACCUUUUUUAUUACAGUCAACUGAUCAUAGCUACAUUUUAAAGCAGUAACAUUUCUUUCUUCCACUGGUUUUAAAUUAAUAUUUGAAGAGUGAGGGAUGAUUUCUUAAAGAUUUUUUUCUGAAUGUAUCCUUUACCUUUUAAGAUGUUAGGGAGAAGGGUGCUUUGCUGCCUUCUGGAGUUCUCAUUUUCUCCCUACACAGACUCAGACAGUGUCGAAUGGAGGCUAUUGAGCUGUAAUUUGCAGUAAGGUGCUGUGCUUGAGUCAAAUAGGGCAUGGUGAUAUGAUACUGUCAGAUAUUGAUGAUGAUUGACAGCCAUCAUGAUGUGAGCUUGAUAUUGUGAUUUACUGACAAUGUCUACUUUGUUAAGUUUGCUUCCACUUGCAGGCAUGCACCUUGAAACAGCAUAGUUCCGCAUAGCGGAAGGAACAGUGGAGAGCCAAAAAUGCAUUCCUUUGCAAUAACGUGUUCAAGCUAAACAAAGUUGGACUAUAGUACGCAGGUUAGGCAUGGCAAAAAAGGCAUGAUGUACCCAUCUAUUUUCAAUAUGAUAUCGUAUAUCAAGAUUUGAAAUUAAAUUUUUAUGACAUCGCCCAGCUUCAUACAAAGGAAUGUUGUCCAGGCCUGAUACCGGAGUUCCAAAAUAAUAUUAGUGAGAAUGGAAACAUUAUUCUGCAUAUUUGUUCUGCAAUUUACAGUUGAAGUCGGAAGUUUACAUACACUUAGGUUGAAGUCAUUAAAACGAAUGCAUUAUCACUCCACAGAUUUGUUGUUGGUAUAGUGUUGGUAAGUCGAUUAGGACAUCUCCUUUGUGCAUGACACAAGUAAUUUUUCAAUCAAUUGUUUACAGAUUAUUUCACUUUUGAUCCACUAUCAGAAUUCCAGUGGGUCAGAAGUUUACAUACACUAAGUUGACAGCUUGGAAAUUUCCAGAAAAUGAUGUCAUGGCUUUAGAAUGUCAUUCUCAUAGACUAAUUCACAUUAUUUGAGUCAAUUGGAGGUGUACCUGUGGAUGUAUUUAACCUACCUUCAAACUCAGUGCCUCUUUGCUUGACAUCAUGGGAAAUUCUAAAGAAAUCCAAGCCUGAAGGUACCACGCUCGUCUGUACAAACAAUAGUACGCAAGUAUAAACACUGUGGGACCAUGCAGCAGUCAUACCACUGAGGAAGGAGACUUUGGUGCUUUGGUGUGAAAAGUGCAAAUCAAACCCAGAACAACAGCAAAGGACCUUGUGUAGAUGCUGGAGGGAACAGGUACAAAAGUAUCUAUACCCACAGUAAAACAAGUCCUACAUUGACAUAACCUGAAAGGCUGUUCUGCAAGGAAGAAGCCUCUACUCCAAAACCACCAUAAAGAAGCCAGACUGCAGUGUUGCACAUGGGGACAAAGAACUUGGAGAAAUGCCCUCUGAUGAAACAAAAAAUGAACCGUUUGGCCAUAAUGACCGUGGUUAUGUUUGGAGGAAGAAAGGUGAGGCUUGCAAGCCAAAGAUCACUAUCCCAACCGUGAAGCACAGGGGGUGACAGCAAAGACCUGACUUCAAUCCAAUCGAAAAUUUGUGGGUAGAAUUUAAGAAGCCCGUGUGAGCAAGGAGGACUACAAACCAGUUCUGCCAGUAGGAAUGGGCCAGCCAUGUGUUGUGAGAAGCUUGUGGAAGGCUACCUGAAACGUUUGACCCAAGUUAAACAAUUUAAAGGUAAUGCUACCAAAUACUGAGUGUAUCUGAACUUCUGACCCAAUUGGAAUGUCAUGAAAGAAAUAAAAGCUGGAAUAAAUCUCUCUAUUAUUACUCUGACAUUUCACAUUAAAAUAAAGUUCUGAUCCUAACUGACUUAAGGCAGGGAGUGUUUAAAUGUCAGAUAUUGUGAAAAACUGUUUAAAUGGAUUUGUGUAAGGUGUAUGUAAACUUCCGACUUGUACUUUAUUAAUUGUACAGAUUUUCCUUCAUCAUAUUUUAUUAUUGACUUAUUUAUGAUCAUGAUAGUUUCUAUGCAGUCAGUAUUUGUAACAGAGUGGUAUUGCUGUAAAUACUGUAUAGUACUGUGUUACUAUUCCUAUUAUUCAAGGUCUUAGGGUGCAGCAAGGCAAUAUUUUUUUGAGUAUAUUAUGUUAAAAAUGCAUUUGCUUAUAUAAAGAAUUAAUCACC
This is a messenger RNA of Conger conger (European conger), 4577 nucleotides long. It is a transcript of the gene med30, whose product is annotated as mediator complex subunit 30. The transcript is spliced from 5 exons. Gene Ontology annotation, cellular component: mediator complex. Gene Ontology annotation, molecular function: transcription coregulator activity. Bases 210 to 746 code for a protein of 178 amino acids. The record is from RefSeq and is a predicted model, not a curated record. Gene Ontology annotation, biological process: positive regulation of DNA-templated transcription. NCBI's taxonomy places the organism in Eukaryota, Metazoa, Chordata, Actinopteri, Anguilliformes, Congridae.